This is a messenger RNA of Oncorhynchus mykiss (rainbow trout), 4121 nucleotides long. RefSeq names its product transmembrane protein 132C-like. NCBI's taxonomy places the organism in Eukaryota, Metazoa, Chordata, Actinopteri, Salmoniformes, Salmonidae. The record is from RefSeq and is a predicted model, not a curated record.
GAUGUAGGAAUCAUAAUCUGCGCAACGGACACACCUGUAAUCAACGGUCAAUAAAACAUACACAAGGUAACACUAAACCGGGCCAAUUAAACUCUUAAAUCAUUUAGCCAAUGCAACGUGUUGCAGGGAACAAACAAUAAACCGAUUCAUUUAGGAUAAAUUAUAUUUUGUUGCAUCAGGGGUGGAUACUGGGACGGACCGUUAUUCCCCAGGAGUUGCUCAUUUCCCUCCUCGGCACCAUUCGAGCAAGACAUGUCGCACUGUUUGGGUACCUGUCGUUUCAGCGAUGGCUGUUGACUGUCGGACUUUCGCCAGCUUCCAGCAAUUGUACCGAGUAGAUACAUCAAUUGUUUAAUGAAUGGAAAACGUUUAUCCUGUUAGUAUUUGAAAGAGAGGAGAGAAAAGUUUUGUGCAAACUUUUGGCACCUUCCCUCGGGAACGUCGCUAGUGACCGGAGCUGUCUCGCUUUUCCCCCUUUCUGUGCGUCUGGAACUUUCUGAUUCAUCGGAAGGAAAGAUGACUCUUCUCUGCACACUGGGGCUCGCAGCGGUCGUGCUUUUCGGAGUGGUAGACAGCAGGGGGAUUCUUGAGGGUCUACAGAGGUAUGGCCCCAUGCCCACCUACUUGCCCGUCAGCUACCAGGUCCUCAACGCCGAGGCUGCCUUCUUUCUGAAGGAGGCCAACCAGGACCUGAUGAGGAACUCCAGCCUGCAGGCCAGGACCGAGCCCUUCUUCAUCCAGCAGGCCCGCCGGAUGCCCUCCAUCAACGCCAGCUAUGGACCCAUGUCUGUCCAGCAAACCAUCCCCCUGGAGCUCCUACAGAGCCCUGGACCCUUCAAUGGACCCUCUUUCACCUCCCCAUCAUCGUCCAUCUCCUCUUCUUCUCCGUCCCUUUUCACCUACAAUUGGAAGGUCCAGACCUUCAUCAUCAGUGAGAGGAUCCACCCCAGUUGGCCCAAAGUGCAGGUGUUGUUCUAUGUGGUGGGCAGGGACUGGGAUGACUACACCACCAUCCACAGGCUUCCCUGUGUCCGGAUGUUUGCCUUCCACGAGACCCAAGAGGUGCGGGGCAUGUGUCGUCUGAAGGGGGAGCUGGGGAUGUGUGUGGCCGAGCUGGAGCCUCUGGCUAGCUGGUUUAACCCCUCUACCGUGAGGCACGGCAGGCAGAGAGCUCCAGAGCAGGCCCAGGGCACCCCUGUGGAGCUCUACUACAUGGUACAGUCCACAGAGACUGGGGAGUGCAGCUCAGAGGACUUGCGAAAGGGAAGUUCCAUGCGCACAGAGCACCAGGGGCCCAUGGGGUACUUCUCAGGGCCCACACCCAUGCAGCGUAUAGGGAGCGUGCGUCUGUUCCAGCCCAUGUCAGAGCUAAGGCUAGACAGUAACUUUGUGGUGAUGGUGCCCUCUAGACCAAUCAGACAGAGGGAGACGGUCUCCACCUUCCUGGCUCUCUCCACACUGUCACCUGUACAGAUCUUCACCCUGAGGGUGAAGUUGAAGGAUGGCGUGGCGUUCCUGGGGGCGCGGGCCAGUAACCCAGUCCUGUGGACGGUGAGUCAGGACGUGAGGAGCGAGGGGCAUAGGGUCGUCACUCUCCACUGUCACCGCAAUGAGAACACCUUUGGUCAGAGGCUGGAGGCGGGUUACCAGAGGGUCCUCCAGGUGGAUCUGGAGGUGAACGGGCUACUGGACCCGCUGGGCAGCCGAGUGGUGAUGUGGCAGGUGGAGUACCCUCCUACCCGCUCCAUCACUGAUGAGGUCCAGACCGUCAUCCGCCUGGCACCACAGGACUUGGGUGGGAUUGUGCCACUGGCAAUGGACACUGAGAUUCUGAAUACAGCUGUGCUCACCGGGAGGACAGUUGCCGUGCCAGUAAAGGUGGUCACCGUAGGAACAGACGGCACAGUUACGGAUGUAACAGAGUCGGUAGAGUGUCGGUCGACCGAUGAAGAGGUGGUCAAGGUGUCGGAUCGUUGUGACUAUGUGUUUGUGAACGGGAAGGAGACGAGGGGGAGGAUGAGGACGGUGCUCAACUUCACCUACAGCUACCUGAGCGCCCAGCUGGAGAUGAGUGUGUGGAUGCCCCGCCUCCCGCUGGUCAUCGACGUGGCUGACCACGAGCUCAGCCAGAUCAAGGGCUGGAGGGUCCCGGUGGCGACCGGCAACAAGAGGUAUGAGAGAGUGAGUGCGGAUGAUGGUGACAGUGAGAGGACAGAGAGUGGCUGUGUCCCCCAGUACCAGAGCACCACGGUGCGGGUCCUCACACACUUUGUGGCCCUGGGAGUUGAUGGAAAUGGCCAACAGGACUUCUUGCUGGGCAGUGAUUGGCAGGUGGAUGUGACUGACCUGGUCCAGGAUUUACUGAGGGUGGAGGACCAACGUGUGGCCUAUCUACUGGAGGGACAGGUCCUGAUGGGCCUCAACACUGGCACAGCCAAACUACAGGUGAUGUCUCCUCUGUCUGACUCGAUCCUGGCUGAGCGGAUGAUCAGGGUUCUGGAUGACAAAGUGAGCGUGACAGAGCUGGGAGUGCAGCUGGUGUCUGGCCUCUCUCUGUCCCUCCAGCUCAGCCCAGGGAGUAACAGGGCCAUCGUCGCCACUGCUACCACACAGGAAGUCAUGCAGAAACUCAAACAGGAAUCCCUCAUCAGUGCCUGGCUCCAGUUCAGCGACGGCUCCAUGACUCCUCUGGACCACUACGACCCCGCCCACUUUGUGCUCACAGCCACCUCAUUGGACGAGCAGGUGGUAUCGGUACGGCGCAGCGCGGAGUGGAAGUGGCCGGUCAUCGUGGCAAACGGCGAAGGUCAGGGGUUACUGGUGCGUGUAGAGAUGACAUCAUCAGAGAUCUGCCAGAAGACAAAGCGACGCACCAUUCUGGCAGCCGGGGUGGGAAAUGUCUGCGUUAGGUUUGGCCGCUCUGAGGAGCCAUACAGCCACCCUGGAGGCAAAACACGACCAGACCCGCCCUACUACGGAGGCUCCAUCUCUGACAUUGAGGCUGGGAUCAUGAACCGGGGGGCCACGACAGUCAAGACCCCUAUUCCGGUGAGGCCCAAUGGGGACAGGCUGUCUGCCGACGGAAGAGUCCCUGGGGGGUUCUCUGAGUUCCCUGCCCAGGAGGAGCUGCCGCGGGGCCGCAGCACGGACGAGGAUCUGUUGUCAUCACGCCGCAGCCUCACUGACCUGGAGAUCGGUAUGUACGCCCUGCUGGGGGUCUUCUGCCUGGCCAUCCUGGUCUUCCUCAUCAACUGCAUCUCCUACACCCUCAAGUACCGCCAUAAAGAGCUGCCCUUGGAGGCCCCCGAGGCCAUGCCCCAUGCCCAUGACUGGGUGUGGCUUGGCCAGGAGGAGGGCCUGUGUCUGCAGCAGCAGCAGGAUGAGCUGGGCAGCACCCUGGAAGAGGGCAGUCAAUUGCUGAACGGCAGUGUUCUGAAGGGCAGUGCCCAGGGAGGCUGCCCGGGAGGCAGGAACGAGUCACUCAACUCACCUACCACCAAGAGGAAGAGGGUCAAAUUUACUACCUUCGCCAACAUCAAGCCCAGUAACGGAUGCCCAGUUCUAAGCCCGCUGGCACUCGGACAGACCACCGACAUUAAGUGGGUAUGUCCGGACAUCGAGCUGGGGGACUCGCAAGAGCUCCGGAAUUACAUGGAGAGGUUGAACGAGAAUGCUACAAAAAACAUUGUAUAGAGGGCUUGAUUUUUUGUGGACAAAUGAGUAACUCUAACUCACCCGAAUGCCUUCAGAGUAAGAAGAGAGUAAGGGGUGCUUUUUACUGAAACUGGUUGGCACUGUACCACGCCAUGACAACAAAAUGGAACAUUCCAGCAAGUGUUGUUUCCAUGGUAACUGUUGUAAUAGUUGAUGAUCAUAAGUGAGGUGGGGGGUGGGAAUUGCCAUGACACCACAUUGGAUAUGUGGGAAUUUGUGAACUUGAAUGUCACUUUAAUUAGUUUAGAUGUCUGUUCCCUUGUCUUUAAUUAAAGAAAAGCUUACAGUGCAUUCAGAAACUAUUCAGAACCCUUCACUUUUUUCACAUUUUUUACGUUACAUCCUUAUAUAUAUUUUUUUCUCCUCAUCAAUCUACAUAACGACAAAGCAAAAACAGGUUUUUAGAC